AUGGCAGAUUGCGAAAUUCGUAGAUCCAUUAAGACCUUCAAGGAAGAUGAAAUUAGAAACGCAAAUAGAUUAUUUGAUGAGAAGUCUGGAACGCUUAGCGGAAAGUUUAAUAAUAAUUCAACCGAAUCAAAAAUUGCGACCAUCAACUGUGAAUAUAAUGUACUCAAGAGAGAUUUCGAAACGAAAAAGAAUGGUUGUGAAAUUCAUGAUGGGUGCGUCAAUUCGUUGCGAAGUACCAAUGAAUGUACAGGCAGCGAAUCCAAGGGCACAGAACAUGCAGACUUUGAAAUGGGCAGCAGACAUGAGGAGUGUCCUAACCGAAGAACAAUUGGAGAGAUGCAAACACGCUUUGGGAAAUUGCUCAGAAUCGGUUCCCUGGGAGGUAAUGCAUGGAAACCCACAACCCCUCAAAAAACGUGCCGUCUUGUACACGCUCACUCUCGCUAUACACAGGAAGGAUCAAGUAUUGAAUGUCAUAAAACCAUGUCUCAAGUGUCAGUAUGUGUUGGAAAAGAUGAAUCUCCAUCGUGUUGCGACAAUACGCUCAUAUUAGUUGAUACAUUUGAAGAUAAAUCUCGUAUUGCAAACUCUAUUACUUUAAGAAUUCUUGAUAGUGACCCAAAAGAACUAAUUUACUAUAUAACAUGUAUUACUGAAUUCGGCUUCGAUCAUAUAAUUAUUAUCGGUGAGACCUAUGGUGGAGUAAUCUGUUAUGGUCGGGUAUUUCUUUGGGAUGACGAAAAUUUAUUGAAGUCACUUAUAAAAAUUCUUAGCGAAACAAGAAGAAUUAUAUAA
This is a messenger RNA of Funneliformis caledonium, 795 nucleotides long. The record is from the annotation of a GenBank genome assembly. NCBI's taxonomy places the organism in Eukaryota, Fungi, Glomeromycota, Glomeromycetes, Glomerales, Glomeraceae.